This is a messenger RNA of Boleophthalmus pectinirostris (great blue-spotted mudskipper), 3769 nucleotides long. RefSeq names its product 1-acylglycerol-3-phosphate O-acyltransferase 3 (gene agpat3). The record is from RefSeq and is a predicted model, not a curated record. Gene Ontology annotation, molecular function: 1-acylglycerol-3-phosphate O-acyltransferase activity. The transcript is spliced from 10 exons. Gene Ontology annotation, cellular component: endoplasmic reticulum; endomembrane system. The coding region runs from base 316 to 1449 and encodes 377 amino acids. Lineage: Eukaryota; Metazoa; Chordata; Actinopteri; Gobiiformes; Gobiidae.
AAGAAUGCCACCUUCAGAUGGGCUUGGGGAAAUAUGGGGCUUUAACCACAAACAAUAGCGCUCCUGCAAAUCGCAUUAUCUCCCAAGUCAUUUUGUGGGGAGACCGGAGGGGUGAUCAUCCAUUUUAUCUGUGCAACUCUGAGACCAGACAUCACGGAGCAACGCGAAAAACCCACGGCGUGUUUGGUGCGUCUGCUAAACUUAUCAGGACUGUAGUAUUGGCUGACGGACCGUGUAAACGCGGCUUGUAAAAGAUCCCCACCGUGGUCGGUGGUUGUGUGUAGAGGGGCCUGCGUAGCUCGGGGCUUCGCAGCCAUGGCUCUGCUGGCCUACCUCAAGAGCCUGUUCAUCCUGCAGCUGCUGAUGGGCUUUGUGUUUGUGGUGAGCGGCCUCAUCAUAAACUUCAUCCAGCUCUGCACCUGCGUCCUGUGGCCAAUCAACAGGCAGCUGUACCGCCGCAUCAACUGCAGGCUCGCCUACUCGCUCUGGAGCCAGCUGGUAAUGCUGCUGGAGUGGUGGUCUGGCACAGAAUGCACCCUCUACACCGAUCAGGCUACGGUGGAAAAAUUCGGCACGGAGCAUGUAAUUGUCAUCCUCAACCAUAACUAUGAGAUUGAUUUCCUGUGUGGCUGGACCAUGUGUGAAAGAUAUGGAGUAUUGGGGAGUUCAAAAGUGCUAGCCAAACAUGAGCUGCUGAUGGUCCCUCUAAUUGGUUGGACGUGGUACUUCCUUGAAAUAGUUUUUUGUAAAAGAAAAUGGGAGGAAGACAGAAAGACAGUGUUUAGUGGACUGAACAGACUUAAGGAUUAUCCCGAACACAUGUGGUUCCUGUUGUAUUGUGAAGGUACACGGUUCACGGAGAAGAAGCACCAGAUUAGUAUGCAGGUGGCCGAGAGCAAAGGCCUUCCCAAGCUCAAAUAUCACCUCCUGCCCCGCACCAAAGGCUUCACCACCACACUGCAGUGUCUGAAGGGGACAGUGUCUGCUGUUUAUGAUGUCACCCUCAACUUUAAAGACAACCAAACCCCGACUCUCCUGGGCAUCGUCCAUGGAAAGAAAUACAAAGCGGACAUGUGUGUGAGGCGUUUUCCUGUAGAGGACAUACCUGAUGAUGAGCAAGAGUGUGCCAGCUGGCUUCACAAGCUCUACCAGGAAAAGGAUGCCUUACAAGAAAACUACAACAAAGAAGGCAAGUUCCCUGGGCCCACGAUAAUCCCGCGUCGCAGACCGUGGACAUUAUUAAAUUUCCUGUUUUGGGCAACCCUGCUGCUUUCACCUCUCAUCAACUUUGCAUGUGGAGUGGUCGUGAGCGGCUCCCCCCUUCUUAUAAUUGGCUUUAUCCUCUUCCUCGUCAUAGCCUCUAUAGCCAUCCGCCGUCUCAUAGGAGUAACAGAAGUAAAGAAAACAGGCUCAAGUUAUGGCGAUCAAGAGGCCAAGAAGCAAAACUAAAGUGUGUCAUCCCAUUUAACAAAGUGUGGUUGCAUUUAUGCAGCGACUAUGAUCUCCUCCAAUACUGUUACGGCAGUCAGUAAGUCAGGAGGAGAAUCAGCUAAAAUAACAACUAAGAAAUCCCAGAUUGAGAAAGCCUGUGUUGAAAAACAGACUUUAGAGACCUAGCGAGAGAUGCAGAGAUGUGCGUCUAUAAUCCACCUAGUAACCCACUAUCCCAUUCCACUAAGUCCCAAUAAGGCUAAGCUCCAAACCUGUCACUUGGAAAGCUGGCCUAAACAAGCCAUGGCCCACAUUGCCCACUUAACUACCUUCACAACAACAGAAUGGUUCAAAAUUCAUCCUGCAGGCGCCAAAACACAACGUAUAUUUGGAUAGCUCUAACCUCACUUCCAGAGGUUAUCCAUUUUGUAAUCUUUAACACACAAUAUGUCUCUUCUCUCUCUCUAAGUGGGACUUGUAAUAGGAACCGGUGCCUUGAGGCCCCAGUCUCUCUUCACUAAUAUGGGGGUUCAUCCAAUUCACACACAACGGGGAAAAUUUGGUUUCAGGCAUAAUUCAGUUUUCCUUAGACAGUAAUUUUUGUGUAAUAUUGCAAAGAGAUCCCUUUCAUUACAGUUUAAAAAGACCAAAUGUAUUUCUUAAAUAAUGGUUUGAAUUCAGGUUUGGAACAAUUUAAAACCAAAAUCAUUUUUAUUCCUGUCAUAUUAACAGUGCUAUUGACAACUGCAGGCCCUAGUUGUCAAACCAGACAUUUGGAAUUAGCAAUGCAUUUAAAUAUUGGAAAACUGUAGACUAUUAAAAUUAAUACAACUCAAAUAAAAUUUCUUGGAAUUAAAAUAUUUCUAUUCUUCACAUAAUCACAAAUUAUACCACUGAAAAUACCUUCGGCAAUAUUUGCCUAUUCAACAAUUAAAUAGGCCAGAAGAGGGAGCCAGAGCACUACAAAUGGUACCUAGUCCGUCGAUUUACAAUUUUGUAUUGUGUUCACAAUUUUGUACUUCUAAUUAUGAUCACAUGGAGGUAAUAUUGUUGCGAUUUGGGUGAACCUAUUCUCUACUGAAGAUCUGUGGAGAGACUGGAGUCUGUUCUAUCACUAUAAGGGCUGUCCUUAUCAAGGAUACCUGCCAUGUUACAGGUCUCAUUACCAGCACUGCUUUUUUUUUUUUAUUAAUUUGACACCACAUACAAACUUUCAUUCAUAUUUUACAACAUGAUCACUUUGGACUACUUACAUUGUAUUUUGUUUUAGUAUCAAAACUAUAUUGUCAGGGCAAAGCACCUGUGUUAUGCCAGUCAUUCAUACCGCACAUUUUGUGUCUAAACCGGUCACUUUCCUUGCUGUUUGGUUUUGCUGUCUACGUUUAGGCUGCUGUAGUCUUUGUUAAACUUUGCCUUAACUCAAGCUUGCUCAGACAGGGAAUAUUCUUUCAGCAUCCCUUUAAUCAUUCUCCAUCUAUAUUUUAUUAUAGCUCAAUUUAUAUAUUCAUUUUUACAGUUUACAAUGGUCUCUUUUUGCUUGAAUAGUCAGAUUGUUUUGAUGCAUACAAAUAAUCAUGGUAUUUUAAACUAAUAUUAUGAAAAGGUGGAAAUCCAUUCAUUUCAAAUGUCGAUGUUGUACAUGUACACUGACAUAGACAAGAGCACAGUGCAGAAUUUGCAGGAACAAAUGAUUUCUAAAAUAUUAGAAAUGGGCCUAAUGCUAAAAAUCAUAUUAUAUAAGAAGUUGUUUAAAGUCCGUUUUGAUUAUUCCAUUUGGGAUUACCAGGGAUAAGAAACAUGUAUGAUGUAGAGGUGGUUUCCUUACAAGCCUUAAUAGUCAGUGCUGCUUUGAUUUUUGUGUGAAAUUUUAGUUGCCAUCUGAGCCCUGCUAUGGUCAAGGACUGGAAGAUUAAUAAUUUUGUAGCAGAUUUUUGGGAUCAUGUUCCCCAUAAUGCACUGGUGUUGAAAUAACUGACCGAAUAAAUUGUGAACUUUGAUGUGAAGACCGACCAUCAUAAAACUGACACAAUGAUGGUUACUAAAGAUCAUUUCAUAGAUCUGGUUUCCUUUUAAAUACAAACCAAUAUCCCACAGUACUCUGAAGCAGAACAAAAGCUGUGAAUCAAACUAUAUAUUUGAAUAUUGAGUUAAAGACAAACUGCUGACUGUGGUUGGAGAGCUUGUUGUUUCCCCAAGUAUUGAUUAAAAACAUAAAAUUGAUUAUUAAUAGGUAAAAUUAGUAUUAUGUUGUUGUUAUGCAUCAGCUUUUCUUUUCUAAGGCUAUUUUUAUGUUUUCUGCAGUUGACACUUGAUAUUAAAGGAUUAAAUAACAAAGACA